Molecule: messenger RNA, 1873 nt
Organism: Myxozyma melibiosi
Lineage: Eukaryota; Fungi; Ascomycota; Lipomycetes; Lipomycetales; Lipomycetaceae
Exons: 2
Coding region: 161-1768 (535 amino acids)
Biological process (GO): asparaginyl-tRNA aminoacylation
Cellular component (GO): mitochondrion
Molecular function (GO): nucleic acid binding; ATP binding; asparagine-tRNA ligase activity
Source: RefSeq, a predicted model, not a curated record
UUUCAUAUCCUGUGCUGCUGGAGCGAUGGAGUAGAGUAGUGAGUCAGAUUUUGACUUUCAGGGGCUUUCGGGAAAAGAAAUGUUCAAGAUUAAGCCAUCUCCAUCGCAGCCUGUUACAAUCGGAGCACUUUUGCGUAUUCUAACAUACUAUGCGUGAGAGAUGAUUGCCAGACGACUCUUAACCAGACAAUUAUGUCGACGACAACCUCCAAUCCUAUGCAUUGCCUCGCAAGCCUGCGCUGCUGCCAUCGCAGCUCGCCCGACACCGUUCCGCGAGGUGCGACAGAAUUCAACAUUCACACCGCCGUUCCUGCAGCGCCUGCCGGAUACGGUCAGCACCAUACUUGAGAAAUCAAGGAAAGGUGAGCUGGUCGAGGGAGCGGCUGUGACGGUGCACGGAUGGGUGCGCAGUGUGCGGAAGCAGAAGAAGAUUGCUUUUGCGCAGAUUAUGGACGGGAGUAGCGACCAGAUGAUUCAGCUCGUGUUUCUGGAUCCGAGUAUAGCUCUUGAUUUAAAAACCGGAGUAUCAGUUCGAGCUACAGGAAAGCUAGAGGUAACCCCAACACGACAAGACCCCUACGAAAUCUCAAUCACCGACCCGAUCGAAAUCCUCGGCGACUACGCCUCUCCCACCGACCUCUACCCUCUGCAAAAGAAGUUCAUGACGCAAGAGUACCUCCGCCGCGAGCACCCCGCGCUGCGAUUUCGGACGCGCGUGAACGCAAACGUGAUGCGGUUGCGGUCGGUCGCGAUCACGGCGCUGUCGGCGUAUUUCCUACAAAACGGGUUUUUCCAGACCCAGCCGCCGCUCAUCACGUCUUCGGACUGCGAAGGUGCGGGAGAGGUGUUUACUGUCGCCAACUCGUCGUCGUCGUCGUCGGCCGGAGAGCAUUUCUUUGGGCAAAAGGCGUACUUGACGGUAUCGACGCAAUUGCAUCUCGAGUCCCUGAUGAUGGGUCUCACGCGCGUCUGGACCUUAACCCCUGCGUUCCGCGCCGAAGAGUCAAUGACGAGCAGACAUCUGAGCGAGUUCUGGAUGCUCGAGGCCGAGGUUGCGUUCACGAAAGAUCUCGAGAGCGUGAUGAGCAUAGUCGAGGGCAUGAUUCGGUCUGCGGUCACGAGGAUGAAGAGCGAGGGCGUGCUUGAUCAGAUUCUGAGCUUGAAGCGCAUGCUUGAGAAGCAGAAGGCGACGGCGAAGGAAGGAGAGGACGACGAGGAGAUGGUUACCGCGGACGAGGUGUCUGAGCGAUGGAACACGCUCGUCGCAACCGAGCAGCCUUGGAAACGGAUAACAUACGAACAGGCAAUCUCCGUCUUGCAAGAUGCGGUCGCGCAGGGCAAAGUCGAGUUCCAGCACAAGGUAGAAUACGGCGAGAGUCUGAAAUCCGAGCACGAGAAAUGGCUCGCGCGGCACUACGCGCAGGGCCCGGUUUUCGUCACAAACUACCCGGCCAACAUGAAGCCGUUCUACAUGCUCCCCGGGCCGGACGGCACUGUCGAGUGCUUUGAUUUACUAGUUCCGGACAUGGGCGAGCUUGUGGGCGGCAGUCUUCGCGAGCACGACUACGAGCGUCUGCGCGGCGCGAUCGCGGCGUCGGGGAUGGAUCCCGAGCCGCUGGAGUGGUAUCUCGAGUUGCGCAAGUGGGGAUCUGUGCCGCAUGGCGGGUUCGGGAUGGGAUUCGAGAGGCUGAUUUGUUAUUUGGGCGGGGUUUAUAAUAUCAGAGAGGCGAUUGCGUUUCCGAGAUGGAUUGAUCAUUGCGCGUGCUGAGGCACGGUCUAUUUGUAUAUAUGCGUUUAUCACUCUAUCUAUCGGUAAGAGGAAAGUAAUAGAAUACUGAAACACGAAACUCGACACUGUUUCGGUACAGAAACU